CUUUAAACAGUUUGGACAAGACAGUGUUCCUGCAAUAACUUUUUGAUGGCUUGUAAUCUUUUCACACCCAUUUUCUAUGGUAAUUAAUUAGAAAUAGUCAAUUAAGGUCGCACGUGAAACUACUUUUACGCACAAGGAUGGGCUCGGAGAAGCCAAGUUUCCUGUCCCAACCAGUGGUUAAGAAUAUUUUCAUGUUCCGCAAUGGUGACCCGUACUACGAAGCCCGUAGACUUGUGAUUAAUCAGAAGAGAGUGUCCAACUUUGAGACCUUGCUGAGGGAGGUAACAGGAGGCAUCCAGGCGCCGUUUGGAGCGGUGAGGAACAUAUACACCCCACGUGGAGGACACAAAGUCGACUCCCUGGACAACAUCCAGAGUGGGGAGCAGUACGUCGCUGGUGGAAGAGAAAAAUUCAAAAAGUUAGAUUAUCUACAGAUCAGCUCCAGAAAAAGAAGGAUGUUGCAGUCUCUUCCACUGCAGGCCAAACCACUGCCACCAAAUCGGAUUUCUGUGUCUGCAAGGUUCUUGAAACCAAUAAAAGAGCCGUGUCCAAUAUUUGUGGUGGCAAACGGGGACACUCUGAAUCCAGCGAUAAGGCUGCUUAUCCACCAGAGGAUGUUGAGCCAGUUUGAGAGAAUAUUAGAGAUGAUCUCAGAGAAGAUGGGUUUGAGAGUCCUUGGUGGUGCGAGAAGUCUUUACACUUAUGAAGGCCAGCAGGUGACUGAUGGCACACAGCUGGAGAGUGGUCAGCUCUAUGUGGCCGUGGGCAGAGAGAGAUUUAAGAAGCUCUCCUACACUGACCUGCUUUUCAGCAAACCUCGGGGAGCAUGGCGGGUCAAUGGUUUGAAAAUGGGCCAACUGCCGCCACUCUACAGAUCACCAAAGCAAAAUGGAAAUAGAAAGUCAGUGGUCCGGAGCACUGACAGUGGAAAUGGUGAGACAAAGGCCUCGCCUCCAAACCACAGCGGCACCAAUGGGGAACACCUCUCCUCGAUCGUCAGAGAGAUAUCCCGGGCUAGACUCCUCUCUCUUCGGUUGAAAAGGAGUGGACAGAGCAUGACCCUCUGUGACAAUGAUGAUUUGGAUUCAAAAACCGAUGAUGGAAAUGCUGAUGUUAAAUCUCUGGACCAGCCAAAUGAAGAGGACCUUGCACCAGAUGUUGUCAAAUCACCAGAGGAGAAUAACAAAAAGGCUGAAGAAAAGGAGGUUUCUACUGAAAAUACCUUUGAAAUGAACACUUCCUAUAGCCAAGAGGAAAAGAACGAUAAAGAGACAAAAAGCCCAACAAAAGGUGUAGAAGGGGAAAAUGAAGAAGCAAAUGAUGAAAAUAAGGGAGAAUCAACUGCAGUGCCUGAAGAGCAGGCUGAGGUUGUAAAAGAAGAAAAGGAUGUGGGAGUGGAUGAAAGGAAGAGCGCUUCAGAUGAGAGUACGUCAACACUAGAUGAGAGUUGUAAGCCUCUAGCUGACAGUAAGACGACAAAUGCAAUUGAGAACGGGGAAAAUAAUGCAGAUGUGAGUGAGGUUGCAGCAAAUAUUUGUAAGAAUGUUUCAGAUGGGCAGAAGGAAAUUCUCGAUGAGUCAACGGAGGAAAUGGUGAGUGAGAGUAAGGAUGAAGGUAAAAUGAAGUGUAAGGAUGAUAGUAAGGAUGAAGGUAAAAAAGAGUGUAAGGAUGAUGUUGAUGAGGCUGCCAGUGAGCGUACAUUUCAGAAUGCCAAUGACAUAACAGACAAUGCUACAGAUAAAGUUUCAGAUGAGAGUAAGGAUGAAGGUAAAAAAGAGUGUAAGGAUGAUGUUGAUAAGGCUGCCAGUGAGCGGAAACUUAAGUAUGCCAAUGACAUAAGGAAUGAUGCUACAGAUAAAGUUUCAGAUGAGAGUAAGGAUGAAGGUAAAAAAGAGUGUAAGGAUGUUGAUGAGGCUGCCAGUGAGCGUAAACUUAAGUAUGCCAAUGACAUAAGGAAUGAUGCUACAGAUAAAGUUUCAGAUGAGAGUAAGGCUGAAGUUGAAAAUGAGUUUGCUGAAGUAAGAAAAAAAGAGGGUACCAUUGAAAGUAAGGAUGAAGAUGUAACUGAAUUUGCCAAUGAGAGUAAGCAUAUUGAGACCAGUGGCAGUAUAAAGGAGUUUAAAGAUAAGGGGUCAGAUGAGAUUAAGAAGGACAUUUUCGAUGAAGUUUCUGAUAAGAAAAAGAAUGAGGACUCAAAUGACAAUAAAGACGAGUUGGUAAAUGAAGUUUCCAGUGAAAGUAAGAAUGAGGUUUCUAAUGAGAUUAGGGAUGCACUCUUGAAUGAAAAUAAGGAUUUGAUUGCCCAUGAGACUAAGGACAAAACUCCAGAUGACAAUUUGUCUGUUACAAAGAACUGGGCAUUUUAAAAACAAAAAAUAAUUAGAGAAACUUAGGUCAAAUUGAGGGAAAUAAUACCAAAGGGUGGAAAAGAUAUGUGGUAAUUACCAGAGAAGGAAAACCAAUG
Corythoichthys intestinalis (scribbled pipefish) is the source of this 2464-nucleotide messenger RNA. Its product is annotated as doublecortin domain-containing protein 2-like. The coding region runs from base 138 to 2366 and encodes 742 amino acids. Lineage: Eukaryota; Metazoa; Chordata; Actinopteri; Syngnathiformes; Syngnathidae. The transcript is spliced from 10 exons. The record is from RefSeq and is a predicted model, not a curated record. Gene Ontology annotation, biological process: dendrite morphogenesis; intracellular signal transduction; neuron migration. Gene Ontology annotation, cellular component: kinocilium; microtubule organizing center; axoneme.